Oppia nitens is the source of this 908-nucleotide messenger RNA. Its product is annotated as inositol monophosphatase 1-like. Gene Ontology annotation, biological process: phosphatidylinositol phosphate biosynthetic process; signal transduction; inositol metabolic process. NCBI's taxonomy places the organism in Eukaryota, Metazoa, Arthropoda, Arachnida, Sarcoptiformes, Oppiidae. Gene Ontology annotation, molecular function: inositol monophosphate 1-phosphatase activity. The transcript has a single exon. The coding region runs from base 57 to 893 and encodes 278 amino acids. The record is from RefSeq and is a predicted model, not a curated record.
AAAAAAAUUAGUUAUAUUAUUACUUUCACAAUAACUUUCAAAACGACACGACACUAAUGAACGCCGAAGAACUACUCAAAUGCGAACAGUUGGCCGUAAGGCUGGCCAUCGAUGCCGGCCGUAUGAUGACUACGGCGUCGGACAAACAGCGUAGAGGACACGGUAAAGAGUCGCCAAUCGAUUUGGUUACCGAAACCGACGGCCAAGUGGAACGAUAUUUGUUUGGCGAACUGGGAAAGUCGUAUCCCGAUCACCGAUUUGUCGGCGAAGAGCAGACCAACGGUUUCGGUGAUGGACAGGGAUUGACAUCGGCUCCCACGUGGAUCAUCGAUCCGAUUGACGGCACCACCAAUUUUGUACACAACAAUCCGUUUACGUGUAUAGCCAUAGCACUGGCCAUCCAAAGGGAACCGGUUUUAGGCAUAGUCUACAAUCCGUUUCUCGACAAACUAUAUACGGCUCGUAAGGGGUCGGGUGCCUACUGUAACGGUCGUCCCAUUCGCGUACGUGAACCGUGCGAAUCGCUGGCGAAAGCAUUGGUCGUCGGCGGUAUCGGUGCCGAUAGUGAUCCGGAAAAGAGACGUCAAAUGGCCGCCAAUUUUGGUCGGAUGGCGUUCGCCACUCACGGUGUCCGCUGUUUGGGCAGCUGUGCACUGGAAAUGUGUUACGUGGCUGAGGGCUAUGCCGACGCCAACUGGGCGAUAGGCGUACACGUAUGGGAUUUGGCGGCCGCAUCGCUGAUAAUUACCGAAGCGGGUGGCGUAGUGGUCGAUACAGAGGGCGGAGCCGUCGAUAUUAUGAACAGGCGUGCGAUAGGGGCCAGUCAUAGCCGACUGGCACAGGAGUUCAGUCGGGCACUACCCUAUCAGUUGCAGUACGAAAGGGAUAAUUGAAUUGUUAAUUAAUUU